AUGAGUAAUAUGAGCAUAGUUGGUGAAAUUCCAGACACUUUAUCCAAGCUGACCCAACUUAGAAUAUUCAAUUUGUCUUCUAACACGUUGAACGGGACAAUACCUAGUGAGAUUUGGAGAAUGCAGAAUAUGGAGGUCCUCGAUCUACACAGUAACUCUCUAUCAGGUCGCAUACCAGGCGAUUGCUGUAAGCUCGAGAAUCUGUCCCUCCUUUUAUUAGACGGCAAUCAUCUCUACGGCCCAAUACCAGAAAACCUUGUACAGUUACAAUUUCCCUUCAUCUUCCUCAAUCUCUCUAGUAACCAACUCACAGGCAAGAUUCCAUCUCCUUUCGAGAUGGGAAGAUUUCAAUGGAGCUUUCUUUCCAAUCCCAGCUUAUGUUCCUCCAACCACUUUGGAAACCUUCCUCCAUGCACCAGAUUGCACUUGAAGAUGCUUGUAAUUAUUGUCCUCGUCUUUGGUUCAGCCAUUCUCAUAUGCACAGGGCUAAUUGGUUUAACUAAGAUCAAGGCAUUUUUCUCAAAGGAAAAGGACGACGCCCCAUCUCCACAGUGGAAACUGACGGCCUUCCAAGCUAUUGAUUAUGACAUUCAAGACAUCCUUUGCAACCUCAUUGAUACAAACCUUGUCGGCAGCGGUGGCUCAGGAAAGGUAUAUAAGAUCUGCCUUGGUAACAGAAACGGCGGGGUUAUAGCUAUCAAGCAAAUAUGGUCUAGUAGUGGUGAACUGGAACAUGAUGUGCUGGAAAAGCAGUUUCAAGCUGAGAUUGAGAUUCUUGGAUCCAUCCGACACGCCAAUAUCAUAAAGUUGCUUGGCUUCAUAUCAAGCUCUGAAUCGAAGCUCCUCAUAUACGAAUACAUGGAACAUGGUAGCCUGUAUGAAUGGCUGCAUCAGAAAGAUGACCCUACUAGUACAACUAGACGGUUGUUGAACUGGCCGAUAAGAAUGUCAAUAGCAAUCGAUGCAGCAAGAGGGCUGUGUUACAUGCACCACAGUUGCUCUCCUGCUAUAGCACACCGUGAUGUGAAGUCCAGCAACAUCCUACUGGGUCCUCAGUUCAAAGCAAAGAUUGCGGACUUUGGCCUAGCUCGCUCUCUACUUAAAGCUGGCGAGCCAGAGUCUGUCUCGGCUGUGGUUGGGUCCUUCGGAUACAUAGCUCCAG
Molecule: messenger RNA, 1162 nt
Organism: Triticum aestivum (bread wheat)
Lineage: Eukaryota; Viridiplantae; Streptophyta; Magnoliopsida; Poales; Poaceae
Product: leucine-rich repeat receptor-like kinase protein CLV1B
Exons: 1
Biological process (GO): protein phosphorylation
Molecular function (GO): protein kinase activity; ATP binding; protein binding
Source: RefSeq, a predicted model, not a curated record